Paramecium octaurelia is the source of this 2055-nucleotide messenger RNA. The record is from the annotation of a GenBank genome assembly. Lineage: Eukaryota; Ciliophora; Oligohymenophorea; Peniculida; Parameciidae.
AUGGCUGACUUAUUCUCUAGAGAUAAAGUAACAUUCUUCCAAACUCUAAAAAAAAUAACUAUAUUAAACCCUUUUAAAAAAGAUGGUAGCAUUUUUUCAUAUUUCAUUGAUGACUCUAAUUAACUACAAUUUGGAGAUAUUGCUAUUAGAAAUUGUCUUACCUAACUUAGUAUCAUAUCAAAUGGUCAAAAAUUUCGCCCUUUAAAACUUCCUUCUUUACCCCCCUUAAAUACGCUUGAUAUAACCGAGCUACAAAGAAGGAUGUCACGAAAUAAAGCAAUUAGCUUUGAUGGUGUAUCUGACAAUUUUAUUAGGAAUUGUAAAAAUGUCCAUAUUUUUUGUGAUAUAUGGAAAUAAUCUACAAUUGAAACCAACUACGCAUGCUGUAGAGCAAGACUAGUACCCUUAAACAAGGUUUUCCCCGAUAUCCCUACUAAAACUUAGUUUCGACCUAUUACAAUUCUAAGUCCCCUAUUUAAGCUGCUUGAAUUAAGAUUUCUGCCAAGACUAUAACAAUAUUUGUCCACUCGCUUAUCUAAAGGUCAAGCAGGAUUCAUUCCUGGUUCAUCUACUCAAAUAAAUAUCAUCAGACUCUUAAAUACUUUAACUGGUUACAAGAAAUAGGAUAAAAUGGAUUGCAUCUUUAUUGAUUUUAGCAAUGCCUUCAAUAGCAUAAAUAGAUAAAGACUAUUUAAUAUUUUAUCUGCUAAAUCAAUUUUGGAUGGCAUCGAAAUAAAAUUCCUUAAUCACCUCUAUACAAAUCUCCAUUAUAUUUGCCCAUAAAUGAAUACCACAUUUUACUUCUAAAACGGUGUUCCUCAAGGAUCUCCACUGUCUCCCGCACUUUUUAAUAUAUAUCUUGAAGAUUUUUUAGCUUCAUUAAAACAAAACUGUAAUUUUAAUUAUACUUCCUAUGAAUUUGCGGACGACAUUGUAAUUAUUAUUGCUCAUAGAAAUAUCCAAUCCUUUUUAUAAAAGUUGGUUUUAAUUUCUGAAGAANUGGAUGGCAUCGAAAUAAAAUUCCUUAAUCACCUCUAUACAAAUCUCCAUUAUAUUUGCCCAUAAAUGAAUACCACAUUUUACUUCUAAAACGGUGUUCCUCAAGGAUCUCCACUGUCUCCCGCACUUUUUAAUAUAUAUCUUGAAGAUUUUUUAGCUUCAUUAAAACAAAACUGUAAUUUUAAUUAUACUUCCUAUGAAUUUGCGGACGACAUUGUAAUUAUUAUUGCUCAUAGAAAUAUCCAAUCCUUUUUAUAAAAGUUGGUUUUAAUUUCUGAAGAAUAUGAACUUAGAUUAAACUAGAAAAAAUGUGGAAUCUUUUUCAUCCAAAAUCAUAAGCGCUGUUAAUAUAACAAUAUAUAAGGAUUUCCUAUUGUGAAAUCUUAUAAAUACCUCGGAAUAAAUAUAUUGAACAAUGGAAAAAUAAGUCUAUAGCUUGAUAAAGUAGAAUAAACUCUAAAAUUUUUAAGUGGAAAGUUGCUAUGGGUUUCUUAAAAACUUAAUUGGAAGCAGAAAUAUUAAUUAUUCUAAACUUUUCUCCUUCCACACAUACUCUAUAUUUGUCCUUCAAUCCCAACCUAGAAAUACAAAAACAUAUUUCAACGCUUAUAAAAAUUAUAUAAAUCUAGCUUUAAAAAGGUUUGUGGAUUUCCUAAAUGCUUACCUAACGAAUUUUUAGAUUUGAUAUUACCCCCUCUAGAACUUCUUAUAGCAAAGCAUACAAAUAAGGUUAUCAGUAGGAUGAACAACGGAAACUUUGGUUAAACUACUUUUAUCAAUAAUUACUUUAACGAGAUAGAAGAAAUGAAUUAAAAUUCAAUAUACAAAUUUCUCCCCAAUAAUUUUAAUUAGCUGUUCUACCUGUACCCUAAAAUCUGUAGGACCCACUAAUGUAAUCUUUCAUACCGCCAUAUAAUAAAUUUCCAUUCCAAUUUCCAUAUUUCAGAGUUUUUAAUAAAUCUAAGAGGCAUCUUCAAUAAUAAUUAGUAAAUACAAUAACCAAAAAACUAAUGUAAUAGAUUGGAAAAAAUAAUUGCAAAGCUUUUAACUGAAUGA